Molecule: messenger RNA, 7092 nt
Organism: Micropterus dolomieu (smallmouth bass)
Lineage: Eukaryota; Metazoa; Chordata; Actinopteri; Centrarchiformes; Centrarchidae
Gene: cep170ba
Product: centrosomal protein 170Ba
Exons: 19
Coding region: 201-5180 (1659 amino acids)
Molecular function (GO): protein binding
Source: RefSeq, a predicted model, not a curated record
CAGUUUCGGCUGGUUGUCAUUCCCACAGGAAGAAGCGGGCGUGAACGAAAUUUACCUGCCUAGCCUUACCUGGUGCUCCCGCUGUACAUGUCGGUUGUCGAAUUUCAUCUGCCUUUGGACGUUAAACACUGGCUUCAUUUAGGAGUAAAACGGAGAAGGCGUUAAAGGAUGCUAAGAAGAUCCUGACUCGUGGCCCCAAGAUGAGUGUGACAUCAUGGUUCCUGGUCAGCAGCUCUGGCACACGUCACCGGCUGCCACGGGAGAUGAUCUUUGUGGGCCGGGAUGAUUGCGAGCUAAUGCUGCAGUCUCGCAGUGUGGACAAACAGCACGCUGUGAUCAACUACGACACAAACACAGACGAGCACAUGGUGAAGGACCUGGGCAGCUUGAACGGGACAUUUGUGAAUGACCUAAGAAUCCCAGACCAGACGUACAUCACCCUCAAGCUCUCUGAUGUCAUUCGCUUUGGCUAUGAUGCGCAUGUAUAUAUCCUGGAGAAGAGUCAACACAAGGUCCCAGAGGAAGCUCUUAAACAUGAGAAGUACACCAGCCAGUUGCAGCUUGGUAUGAAAACCCUGGAGGCCAAGGCGAAGGAAAAACAGCAGCUCCAGAGCUCGGAGAAGAGCAAAGGCUCUGUUGCUAAUGUCAAACUGCAGGAGAGGGCUGAGGGAAAAGCCCAGUCUCUCAUAGUCUCUGCCACAGAUUCUCCGAUAUCCAAACCUACUCCCCUCUAUGGCCAACCGUCCUGGUGGGGAGAGGAUGAGGACCCAGCCAACAAAAAGGAAAACAGAGGUGGAAAACUGGCAGGACAGGAGUCUCCAGCAGAGCUUUCUAAAGAUGUGUCCAGACAUGAGGUCAACGGUUCUCUGUCCGACAGUCACACCAAGUCCGUCUUCUCCUACCGCCGGGAGCCCAGCUACUUUGAGAUCCCAACAAAGGAAUCUCUGUUGCGCCCAGCAAAGAAACCCGAGUCGCAGGUUCACGAGGUUCCAACAAAGGACACUCCAGAUCCCAAUGAGUUUGUCUCCUCCACCCCUACCCCUCCUGUGGUCCAAAGCCAUGCCUCCUUCACCAUUGAAUUUGAUGAAUGCAUGCCAGGAAAAAUGAAGAUCAAGGACCACGUGACAAAGUUUUCUUUACGCCAGCAGUGCAAACUACCUUCCGCAGAGGUUGCCACCGCACCCAUCGAGGUGAUGUCAGCACAAAGCAAAGUUGCUGAUUGGCUGGUCCAAAGCAACGCUAGCAUGAUGAGGAGGCGGUCACAGUCUGAAGACGUACAUAGCACAAACAGUGACCCAUCAUUGAAGAUCACAAAGGCAAACCACUGCAAAGACGGCACUCACAGUGAUUCAGGAAACCCUGCAAUCAAUGGAAAUGAUUUCUUCCAAUCAGAACCUUGGAUUGGGUCCGAGGAUGCUCCACAACCCCUGAGAGCGUCCCCGCCACAACGCUUUGCCUCCCCUGUCUCCGAGGAGCCCUUGUCCUACUCUCCUCCAGAGUCUAAGUCUCUAUCCAGUCUCGGCAAGGCUGAGCCUCACCAAGCCUUUGUCAUUGAAUUCUUUGAUAACCCAAGAAAAAAGGGCUCCCAGCCCUUCACCAAUAACACAUCCCCACCUGAGCCCCCAGGCCUCAAGGUCCAGCAGGAGAAGGGGAGGAAGAGCUCAAGCCCAACAACGGAGAGACAAGUCCCGUCUCCAACCACCGGCACUCCCCCAACCCAACGAUACACUGUCCCCUUGAGAGGCUCUGCUUCCACUGGCCCCCAUAGAGCUGGCUCUCUACGAAGGGAGAAGACAGAGGACCGGAUCAGCACCACCAGUUUUUCCUCUCGCUCUUCAUCAUCUGUAUCUGUAAGGCCCUUUAGCAGUGUGGGACGGAGAUCCAAACUCGCCCAGGAAUUUACUGCUGAAUUACUCAAACAAACAAAGCAGUCUGCUUCCUCCAGCUGGAAGAAAAAUACAUCUAGUCCCCCUACAGCUGCUAAAAUGGAGAGAGUGGUAGUAUCCCACACUAGUCCCCCUCCAUCUAACGCUCACUACCAGCCACAGACUUCCUCUCCCAUCCACCAGCCGGUCCCCCUCAAGGCUCCUGUAAUGCCUCUGACUUCUCAGAGUGUGGAAGUGAACAGUCCCCAUGUCUGCCCCAAAAACGAAGAGGAUGACAGUCUGAGUGACGCAGGAACCUACACCAUUGAAGCAGAUGUUCAAGAUGGAGAGCUAGAAGAGGCACGCAGCAAGAUUGACCAGGUGUUUGGUGUUUUUGAGAGCCCAGAGCAAACCAACCAGAGUGAAGCAGAAACAUCAUCAGCAUUUAGUCCUGUUACUGAUCAGAGCAGGGAGCAGCAUAGGCAGAGUAGCUGCGGGGAGUUGAGCCCAGCUCCAGAACAGGGACAGAGUCUGGUAAAGGGUCAGCCAGCAGGUGCAGUGUUACAGGGAGCACCUAAAUGGAUGUCUUGCUGGGCCAGCCUGGCAGACAGCUACACAGAAUCUGGCCCUUCGUCUGGGCUCUUUGACAUCCCUUCCCAGAUGGAGCUGUCAGGAGGGGCCCGAGACACAAUAAUCCACAAGGCCACGCUCAGCCGACACAACAACAGCACUGACUCCAGUGGUUCAAGAGCUCGGCGAGUCCUGCCCCAGGUACCACUGGGGGAGAAGAGUGACGUUCCAACUCCCAGCAUUCAUGUCCAUUAUGACCCACAUUCAACAUUUGAUGUAGAAGAGAAUAGCUUGAUGGCCCCCAGGUCUCAGGAUGGCCUUCACAGGUUAUCGGUGCAGGACGAUGUAGAACCUGACAGCCUGAGUGAUGCCAGCAGGUCAGAUGAUGGUUCCAUCAUAGAGCAAAGGAGGAGGCCACUGUCGGACACAGAAGAAAAGAAAAAUGAGGACAAAAACAGACUCCCAGCCAAGUCUACAUCAUUCUACAUCGGGUCAGAGGAGUCCGUGUCCAAACUUGAAGCUGGAGGCUCAAAACCCAGCUCUCCUAAGACUGAAAGAAAACAAAUAACAAAAACUUUCUCAACAGCUACCCUGACUAAACUGAGAAGUAACCAGGACUGUGGAAAGGUUAAGCCCAAUGUGUCUGUUUCUGUCCUAGGCUCGGGGAGUCCAGAGUCCAAAGAGGGCACGGUAUCCCCAUUAAUCAGACAGGAGAGCUUCACCAAGGAGCAGCCUAGCAGUGGCAGAUUGCCCAACAUCUCUAGCCAGCCUUUUCAGAGAGACCCAGACCCUGAAUCGUUCCAGGGGGUCUGCAAUCAGGACACUCAUGCUUACCUCAAAGAGACAGAGAAUGUUCUGGCUGUUCUGGAGGCCAAACUCCAAGCAGGACAAUCAGAAACCACACCGUCUCCAAUAGCGGACUCUCUUUCUGGGGAGUCUGAUGUGGAUACCUCCAGCACAGUCAGCCACCAUAGCAAUAAGACCAGGCCAAACACAGUGACUAAAAAACCUUCUGUUAGUGGUCUCCAUAGGGAGAGGUCUUCAGCCAGUAUAGUAAGUCAGGACUCUCGUCGCCAGUCCACUUCAUCAGAAAAACGGUGGUCUCAGGAAGCAGACCGCAACAAUAGGACUGAGUCUGUCAGGAGACCAGUUGGACUAAGACGUAGCGUUGGGAAAUGUGGCUCCACAGACCUAAGUGACGACCCUCAGAGCUUACCUUACUCUGAUCAGGACUCGAACAACCACCAAACCCGCAAAAAAUACACAGUGCCCCUUCAGAAGGAUGACGCUAAGACCACCAGAGUGUCCCAGGCCUUGAGUCGCACCAACAGCUUGUUAGCUCCAAGACCCACUAGAGCAUCCAUGCUCCGUCGGGCUCGCCUGGGAGAAGCUUCAGACAACGAAGGCCCAGAGACAGACAGGCCGUCCCAGGAGGCAGGCAGUGCCCCAGCUAAGCAACCCCAGGAAACCAAGAAACUCUCCAGACUGGAUAUGUUAGCGAUGCCCCGCAAGCGGACAAGCUCUUUCAACACACCCAGUGACACAGAGUCCUCUUCCACCCCACAGUGGACCGGCAGGAGCACAGGAUUCUCCAACCGCAGCACAGAGUCAGGCGCCAGCUCAGUUCGAAGGGCCUCUGCUCCGGGGACGAAGCCUGUAGAAAAGCCCCAGAAAACAGCACUCAACAUGACACCAAUAACUCGCGGACGUUCAAACAGUGCCAAAUAUGCCAGCAGCACCACAAACUCCAGGAGACGACAGAAAGGCUCUGACUAUACCUCUACCUCAGACGAGGAGUAUGACUCAAACCAGAGCACUCCUAAACACAAACGCUCCCAACCUUCCUCAGCUUCCCAUAGCCCGCGUAAUCGCCCUCGCCCUCGGCCUCAGCCGGUGGUCGCCCUGCGUCCGAAGCCCCACAGCAGAGAUUCUGAGGAGGAGAACCAUGAGGGAGACACGUUCCACAAUUGGUCCAACCACAGUGCUGAGAUAGCACGCCAUAUUUCCCGCCCUGCUAGGUUGAGUCAAGACCUGGCUAAAGACCUAGCUAUAUUGGCUCGAGAGAUCCAUGACGUGGCAGGUGAUGGUGAGCUACAAAACCCUGGAGUGGAGAGCAAUGCGCCCGUCUCCACAGUGACCACUCACGAACAGCUCGUUCAUCAUAUUCCAGAGGCUGGAUUAAACUACCAGAGAGUCCCACCAAGUUCUACAUCUACAAGGGACCUUGACCAAAGCUUGAGUGACCAUGAACAGAACUGCAGGCCGCAAGCUCGUAGCAGAGACGAGGUCAUUGUGGACAUUCUGAUGCUAAAUCCUGUGUCUCAGAUCAUCAUGACCAUAAGAGAAAACACUGAGCAACUUGCUGACAAAAUUAAGGUACUGUUCCAGGGCAAGAUGGAUAUCUGGGAAGAAAUUGAGACCAAGGUUAAUUCUGACAAUAAUUUUCCUGUUGUCAAAACCUCCAACAAGGAAAUCACGUCUAUCUUGAAAGAACUCAGGAGAGUUCAACGACAACUUGAGGUCAUUAACACAGUCAUGGAGCCCAAUGACCAGCCUGAAGCAUCCAAGGCCUCAGCCUCUUUGGUCUCCUCCUCGUCUGGAGUUCGUCCCUCCAGACCUCCCACCUCACGAGACUUCAGAACAGUCCACUCUGCCUCCAAACGUGGUGGCGGCCUGAGGCCCAGUGAGAGCAUCAGGAGAGCAGCUGUGACACCAGACGAUCUCAGAGAGGGCUAUUUGGUGUGAGAUGUGACACAAGUGCUGAACUUCUGCUGUUCCACCACAAACCCAGGUGUCGGACCAUUGUGCAUACAAUGAAACCAGGAGGGAGGAAGUGAAACGCAGAACUGUAGCCUCCUGUAUAUCCAAACAUACACACUACUGCACUAUACACCUACACAGGGGUGUAAUUCACAGUGAAGCCUCUACUAAACACCGUUAAAAUAUGCUCAGUGAGAGGGCUACAUAUGAGGUGAUGAUUUAAGGAAGUACCAAAAUACUUCAGUAAAUCUCCCCUUCACCUCUGACAGGCCUCGAAACUAUACUUGAUUCUCUGUGUGUUAAAGGUUGACCUCUUUAUUUGCCAAUGAUAUGACCAACAUUUAAAAGUUCAUUGUACUUACUUGGUUUAUUAGUAUAAAAAAAGUAUAAAAAAACAGCCUGAGCAUAAUCAUCUCAGGAGAAUUUGUUAAUAUUUUUAUGUUUAGUGACAAAUCACAUUUUGAGGAAAUAUUAGUUGAUGGGUAUUUGUUUUGGGUAGAAAGAACUGCAGUAACACGAUGCAGAUCUGGUGUACUUGUAUCCACAGUAAACCCACUACCUUUCCUUAUGUGUUCCAAGUUUUUGUCUUUGUGGACCAGAUUUAUCAAAGAAUGUAAAGUAUUUAUUAGGGGUCUUUUGUGAGACGCUGUAACCGAGACAACAUGACUUUGGGAGAGUUGGUGGACUCUAGUGCCAGACCAGUUAAUGUUAUAUUACACAGUUGCUACCAGCCAGUUUCUUUUGUAUUUAUUCUGUUAACAUUUCCCAGGGUAGAGACUCUGUCCAGGCCCUCCUCAGUACAUGGACUCUAUAUUUUGUCCAAGUGGAGAUGAAAAUCCCUCAGGAAUGUGUGAGCCAAAUGGUAGGAGGGAAUCGGCCCAUAGUUUAGUUACCUGGCAACCACAAACUCAAGUUGGCUAGAAAACGAAUUUUCAAGCAUUCCUGGCUCCUCUACCUUCUGAAAGGUAUUUUUUAUUUUUCAAACAAAGCCAGGGGAAUUGAAACUUGACUAUUGUCUUGUGCUCCUCAGACAUGGACACAACUGCUAGGACUCCUUUAUCUGUGUGUGUGCUGAGCUCCUCUCACCACACCCAAACCCCUCCAUAUGCUCAAGAUCUGAUAUUUCCUCUAGUCUCUCAAGUCACAAGGUCCCUUCUGAUAGGUCCUCACAUGACAGGAGAAGUAAUUUUAGCAUUUACGUUGAUGUGGUCAAUUGUUUGAAACUGUAAGUCUGAUUUAUGAGUUUGUGACAUUCUGUUUUUCAGUAUGCAAAUGUAUAAAGAUAUUUAUAUGUCCUACAAAUUACCUCUCAACCAUGUCUUUUUGCACUAAUGUAGUACAAAAUUCUCCCCUCCACCUGAUAAGCUGCAAACUGAAAGCCUUUACUGCCAAAGAUUGUAAACAUUUGAAGAAGCAGGAAAGAACGUGACCUAGUAUACCAGCAAGUUUCCCUCACCCAGUCCCGACUUGUACAUGUGAUGGUAAUUGGGAAGUACCUAUAUGUGCCACAGAGCUGUGUGUGUGUGUGUGUGUGUGUGUGUGUGUGUGUUCCAUGCAGCCACAGUGGUUGUUUACAAACUGAAGCAGAAAUUGAAUGUUUGCCCUUCUGGCUCCUCUUGCUCAGAGUGUUGCUGCUAUUCUUCUUCUAUGGUAUAGUAUUUCCCCUUUACUUUACUCAGCUACAAAGCUACAGCAGGUUUGAGAGCUGAAUUGUAAUUCUUGUUUGUCAAAUGUCUCCCCCCCACCCCCCCUUUGAUAUUCAAUUUGUUCCCUCCUUUCAGCCUGGAUGAUUCCGUUGUAAUCGCUGUCUUGUUAGCUGGUAUUUAUGUUCGGUUAUUUGUGUAAUCCAUUAGCUGAUGAUUUCAGGUUUUUCAAAUAAAUUUUGAUUUGCAAAGUU